Neodiprion virginianus is the source of this 1402-nucleotide messenger RNA. It is a transcript of the gene ND-B18, whose product is annotated as NADH dehydrogenase [ubiquinone] 1 beta subcomplex subunit 7. The transcript is spliced from 3 exons. Lineage: Eukaryota; Metazoa; Arthropoda; Insecta; Hymenoptera; Diprionidae. Gene Ontology annotation, cellular component: mitochondrion. The record is from RefSeq and is a predicted model, not a curated record. The coding region runs from base 98 to 463 and encodes 121 amino acids.
CAGCCAGUUCGUCAAAUUCCUCCAAUCCGCUAUAGGUUUUCUCCGUUCCAAAAAUCGGAGAAUUGUUAAAAAAAUAAAAUUUGGUGGGCUCGGAAAAAUGGGGAAUACGUACGCGCACUACGUUUCUCACCCGGACACGACACCGGGGAUCGAUAUAGAACCGAGUUUUGAUCCUCAGAUUGGUUUUGCGAAUGGGAGAAAACCCAGAGUUAUGGUGGCGACUGAGGAGGAAAUGCAAUCCGCUCGUCUUCCCCAAGACCGUCGAGACUACUGUGCUCACAUAUUGAUCGAUUAUCAAGCCUGUCGAAAGGAUGUCUGGCCUUGGGCUGUGAAAUGUGCUCACAAAAAUCACGAGUAUUUAAACUGCGAAUACGAAGAUUACAUCAUCAGAAUGAAGGAAUACGAACGUGAACGCAGACUUCUUGAGAGACAAAAAAGAAAGAAGCAGGCAGAAGCAGCCUAGGAUGAAUUAUAGUUGAUCAUGAAUUGAAUCACAAAUAUUUCUGUAAGCGCAGUAGCGAGUAAUAUAUAUAAAUACGGUGUUCAGUUUCUUUAUACAUAAACGCAUCGUCGUCGAUCACGUCGUGUACAUACAAUAAAAAACUAAAAUUAAAAAAAAAAAAAACAAUCUGUGAUUCCUUUUACAAUACGUUAUGUAAACAAAUUUCCUUUAUUCAAGUCGAUCUUUUAUUCUACAAGUACCUUGUUUCCAUAAUAUUUUCGUCAAACUGACUUUGUAAUUUAUUGCUAAACUAUUGUAAGUCGUCGCUUGUACGAAUAAUGCGCUGUCUGCCAGUGACCCUUAAAUCACUUUUUCACGGGCUCUUUGUCAAAAAUCCACGACAGCACAUUUUUGCCUGGCUAAAAUGUAAGCAGCACAAAGACAACUUUCAAAAUAUAUUUUAAACGGCUCCGAGGUACAGUAACAUUUAUUAACGCCUUAACCUUACGGCUAACUUGUUUUCGGUCCGAAAAAAAAUGCGAGUUCAAUUCUGUACGAAUUAUGUGAUAAUAUAACUCGUAUAGAAUCGGAGUCGCAUUUUAUUUUGGACCGAAAACAAGUUAGCCGAAAAGUUAAGACAUUAACGUAUAUGACUGUAAAUGAUGAUCAGUCUACAAGAGGAGAGGACGCUUUUGAAAAACUUGAAACGCCACGAAAAAACCAAUAUGGACGGAAAAGUUGGCGACACACUUGCUACUUAAUUUCGUCUCGUCGAUAAUUUUAGGGACUAAAAAUGCAACGAGCACUUACACAGACGCAGUGAAACGACGACGCAAGAAUAACUCGAAGUGAUAAUAUCACCUUGGACGGGAUCCCAAAACCCGAAAUAAUCAAGCUUGGAAAACGAGUUUGUAUAACGACUACGAAUUGCCUAUAAUGAUUUGUAUUACUUCAUAUAUU